This is a messenger RNA of Acanthochromis polyacanthus (spiny chromis), 3880 nucleotides long. RefSeq names its product zinc finger protein 142 (gene znf142). Bases 10 to 3651 code for a protein of 1213 amino acids. Gene Ontology annotation, molecular function: RNA polymerase II transcription regulatory region sequence-specific DNA binding; DNA-binding transcription factor activity, RNA polymerase II-specific. Gene Ontology annotation, cellular component: nucleus. The transcript is spliced from 4 exons. Gene Ontology annotation, biological process: regulation of transcription by RNA polymerase II. The record is from RefSeq and is a predicted model, not a curated record. NCBI's taxonomy places the organism in Eukaryota, Metazoa, Chordata, Actinopteri, Pomacentridae.
UCGAAACAUAUGCUCACUCACUCAGAUGACAAGAACUUCAUGUGUGCUGAAUGUGGAUACGUCACUAAAUGGAAGCACUAUCUUAAUGUCCAUAUGAGGAAACACGCUGGAGACCUCAGGUAUUCUUGUGAUCAGUGUCCAUAUCGUUGUCACCGCAUGGACCAGCUAAACAGCCACAAGUUACGACAUCAGGCCAAAUCGCUCAUGUGUGAGAUCUGUGCGUACGCCUGCAAGCGUAAAUAUGAGCUCCGCAAUCAUAUGUUGGCCAAGCAUUCUGGGGCGGAGAAACAGCCAGCUGUGUACAAGUGCAAAUACUGCACAUACACCACCUGCUAUCGCCAAGCACUUCAAAACCAUGAGAACUGCAAACACACCAAGCUGAAGGAGUUUCGCUGUGCUCUCUGCCUUUACUCCUCCUUCAGCAGCAUCAGUCUCUUCCUUCACAAGAGGAAAGCUCAUGGGUAUGUGCCUGGGGACAAAGCAUGGCUGGAGAACUACGCUGCAAAGGAGAAGGAAAGGAACUCAACAGAGUUCUUAAAAGAUUUUUACAUCAAGCCCUCAGUCAGCCAUGAGCAGCCAGAACAGUCCUCUUGUGAAAGACUUCCACCAUCUGCGGCUCCCGACACUCAGAGAGAACAGUCUUUUCUGACUGGAUCAGCAGAUCACGAUGCCAGCAAAGAAGCUGCUGCUAGUUCACAACCCUCAGAGUCUGUAAAUAUUUUUGAUGUUGUUUCUCAAGAGGUUGUCAAGGAAGCUGCUUCUGAUAGCCCUCCACCUGUUAACAGCCCAGAGGAGUACUGUACACUGGUUUUAACUACGCUAUCAAGCACUGACUAUCAGACCCCUUCUUUUCAAAACGAGGAAGAAGACUGUGUAGGUACAGCCACUUUAAAUUGCAAUGGGCCCGACACAUCACAAGAGAAGGAAGAUUUUUCUACAAGUUCAUCAGAGGAGGAGGAUGUAGCAGUACCAGAUGGAGAGUGUGAACAAAGCGACUUUGACGACAGCUGUGAGCCGCUGAAGAAUACAAGUCAGCCUGAGUCUGGGAAUUGUCAGACGUCUGAGGUUGAAAAUACAGGUGAAAGAAUUCAUUCCACUUGUCAACUGGAGCAAAAUCAGACAUUAGAAUCUGAGAUACGUCUGAAAGCUAUGAAGAAGCAUGACAAGGACCAAGCAGAAGCCAUGGUCUUAGAGGGACGAGUGCAGAUGCUCGUGGUGCCAACUGAAGAUGUUUAUCGCUGUGACAAAUGCUCUUAUGCAACCUAUAAGGAGACUGCUUUGAAGCAUCACUGCCAAGCUUUGUGCCAUGGCAGGAUAAAGGGACACCAGUGUCAGGAUUGUGGCAUACAGUUCAAACAGAGACGUGGCCUUGAUAGCCACCGUAAGAGGAAGUGCCCAGCGCUGCCACGAAAAACUAGGACAUGUGUAGGCAUUCCAAAAGCAGGUCUGACUCCAGAAGAAAGAUCCAAGCAACUGAAUGGAGGAACAAAUUCAGAUCAGGCAGAGUUUCUAUCACAAAAUACGACUUCCGCAGAUUUAUCAAGUCCUGAAUUUCAUCGGCAAGAAGAAGUUUGUGCGUCUCAAUUAACAAACUGUAAAGAAGUUGUCAGUGAAAGCCCCACAUGCAACCAGCUUGUGAAAACAACAUUAGCUUCAAAAGACAAACUCAGAAAUGUUCCUCUGCAGAAAAAGUCCCUUUUUACUAAACAAGAUGGCAAAUUCAAAUGCAAACUGUGCAGUUUUUCGUCAGUCAAGCUUCCAACAGUUGAACGGCACCUCUCAACCUGCAAAACAAUCCUGAGGAGAAAAGUCAAGCAGUUUGUAUCAGAGGUGAAUGAUGGUGAUGGUAGCGGAGACAAAGUAAAAGAACACCUGGCUGACCGAGGCCCUGUUGAAGUUUCUAAAAAACAUCAAAUCUUCGGUUGUCCAAGCUGUGCAUUUAAGUGCAAUCAGAAGAGAGCAUUAGACAGCCAUGAAAAGAAAGGCUGCAUGAAGCCAGGUCAAGUCCAAUGUACCAAGUGUUCAUUUGUAGCCAAAACUGAAGUGUCAUUGACUCGUCACAUUCUCUAUGUUCACAGCAAGGAGAAGUUUAAUGUUGUGAAAAGUAAACGUUUGUAUUGCAAGCACUGCACUUUUAACUGUAAACAACAACGAUGCAUGGCUCAACACAUUGCACUUAAACACAAAGGUACACGACCUCACUGUUGCAGCUACUGUCCUUUUAGCACCACAAGGCGCUAUCGCUUGGAAGAGCACGAGUCUCUUCACACAGGAGUCGGUCGUCACAGCUGUGACAUGUGUGACAAGACCUUCGGGGCCGUGACCAAACUGCGUCAGCACAAGUUGCGCAUCCAUGACAAACAGCCUACGCAUUUCUGCUCAUUGUGCGACUUCAGUGGCUACACACUCGACGAUGUAAGACGACACAACCUCAGAUGCCACACAGGAGAGUUGCAGCACGUCUGCACUCAUUGUGAUGCUCAUUUUAGUUCUGAGAUUGCUUUAAGAAACCACUGUAAGCGUGUACACCAGCUUCAGGUCUGUUUCUCAUGCAAACAGUGUGACUACACAUGUAGCAGUGAUGUCGCUCUGAAGACCCACCAACAGAACAAGCACUCCCAAGGGAAGUGCACAACCUGCCAGGAGUCCUUUGAGGCAAAGGAAACCCUUGAGGUCCAUCAGACCACUCACCUGGCCCAUCAAUGCCAGCUGUGCCCUUUUGCUGCCAAAACAAGACAGCUGUUGGCUCAACACCUUCUCAGUGAACACGAGGAAGGAUCUCCAGAGGACAAGCCUCUCAAGUGCAGCACUUGUCAGUUUGCUUGUCGACAUCAGCUGGUGCUGGAGCAGCACCUCCGCUCACAUGGAAGCAAACGCUUAUACAAGUGCACAGACUGCCAGUAUUCAACCCGGAACAAGCAGAAGAUCACGUGGCACAUUCGCAUACACACUGGAGAGAAGCCGUACAGCUGUGAGCAGUGCAGUUACACCUGCACCGAUCCGUCUAGGUUGAAGCUCCAUAUGAGGGUUCACCAAGAAGAGAAAAAGUAUCUUUGUCCAGAGUGCGGCUACAAAUGCAAGUGGGCGACUCAGCUGAAGUACCACAUGACCAAGCACACAGGAGAGAAGCCAUACACCUGCGAUGAAUGCGACUACCGAACCAACAGAGCAGAUGCCCUCCGUGCACACCGGGACACGCAGCACUGUGAUAUGCGCCCUUAUGUCUGUGAGAAAUGCGGCAAAGCCUUCAAGACAAGCUUCAUACUGAAGACCCACCAGCGGCAGCACAGCGAUGACCGGCCGUACACCUGUGGGUUGUGCCAAAAGGCCUUCCGGUGGCCAGCAGGCCUCAGACAUCACUACCUGUCCCACACCAAGCAGCAGCCUUUCUGCUGCCGACACUGCUCCUACAGAGCCAAGCAGAGGUUCCAGGUGGUCAAGCACCUGCAGAGGCACCAUCCAGAGAUGUCAGUAGAGCAGGGUGUGGUGAGAGACUCUGAAGCCGGUGGCCUCACUCUCAAGGAGGCUCUGCAGGGCACUCUGGAUGAGAGAGCAGCAGAAAGAACACCAAAGGAGCUGCUGUCUGUAGCCAGUGAGGAGGCAGGCGAGGAGGUGGUGGCAGCGAGACGCAACACUGAAGAGACCCAAUAGAGAUGCAGUGCUGACAUAUCUGUCAUUGCUGAUACUAGAUUUGGUAUUUUUGUUCUGCAAAAGCCUAAUAAAACACAUCAGGGCAAAUGAAGUGAGAGAAUUUAAGCGUAAAUAUGAAAUGUUUGCGGUUAAAAAAAAGAAAAAGAAAACCAUGUGUUUCAUUUCUUUGAAUGAUUGCCUGUGAUAAAGAAUUAGAUGAUCCACAGCGAAUAAAUGAAUGAGCCAGAAA